Phytophthora infestans T30-4 is the source of this 1770-nucleotide messenger RNA. RefSeq lists its product as uncharacterized. Lineage: Eukaryota; Oomycota; Peronosporomycetes; Peronosporales; Peronosporaceae. The transcript is spliced from 2 exons. The record is from RefSeq and is a predicted model, not a curated record. Bases 1 to 1770 code for a protein of 589 amino acids.
AUGACGGUGUCUCGCAGCCGGUCGUGGGGGCCGCUGGUGCUCGGUGCAGCACUGGGAGUCGCGGGACUGAGCUACGCUGCAAUGAUACACAGUUCGUUGGCGACUCAGCAGGAAGUUAUCACCAAGAUGCAUCAGCAAAUGGAGACGAUGCAGUCCGCGGUGAUGACGCAAGCGGAAUUCCACAAGGACGGCAAGUUUCCAACCAAGUUUGCAGUGGAUUACGUUACGCCACUGAAGACGCAGGACGAGCGUGGCACGUGCUCGGACUUUGCAACUGUAGCUGUGCUGGAGAAUAGCUACCGUCAACAGGGAAUUGCUCAAGGAUGGCUACAGGAAGACGAGCUCUUGGCAUUAUCGGAGCAGGCGUACGGCGCAGAGGUUCUUCGUCUGUGCGCUGGUCCUCCUGGCUCGCCGCAACAAGUGGCGUGUCUGAUUCCUGGCAAUGAGAUCUGGAAGAACUCCACCGAGGGAGGCGAUGUCUCGGAGUUGAUGUACCUGAUGAAUGGGCUCAAGGACAGUAUCUUCCCGGACUCCAUCUGCCCGUACAUCCCCGACCCAGGGAACGACACGGUGUGUCCUGGUAUGACGCCUGAGGCACGUAAAACAAACCCGUUAAGUCUCACGAUCAACAAGAUGGAUACAUACUUCGAUCAAGUAUCUGUCAAGCGCGCUCUUGUAAAAGAUAAGCGAGCAAUGGCGAUUUCCACGGCCAUGCCGUACAUCACGCACUACUAUCCCUGCAUCGGCGAGCUUGCAGGACAAGAUCGUUGUAACCCGACGUCGACGGAGUGUACUCUUUGUCCACCCGAGUUAUCCAUGACGACGUGUUGUGUUCCUAUCGAAUACGGAGAGAACUACAACAUGAACGGUGAAUUCAUCACUAGUCACGUCAUGACACCAGAAGGAGGCCACGCUAUGACUUUGGUAGGCUACAACGAUCUCUACCGUACUAAACAGGGAUAUACGGGAGGAUUUAUACUGAAAAACUCGUGGUUUGAUGGCAUCCACCCUGCACUCGGACCCAAACACGCUCGAGGUAGUCACAGUCUCAAGUAUUGGCUACAGGAGAUCACAGAGUGGGAAGAAGCCAGCAUGUGUCCGAACAGCUACGACCCGGAGAACUGGUACCAGUGCGGCAACACAGCCGAGGUGAUCGAUGCAAGACGCCAUGGAGACCCCGGGAUGAACAUCCCGUUACCGAUCAAACGCUCGCCUACCGUUGGUGGAGGUGUGGAGUCGUGUCUGUCCGAGGAGACGGAGCUGUACGCGAGGGUGAGUCUACAGCCGCUGCAUUUGCGCUGCACAGACCCCAACUUCUGCGUCGUGAGUGAGGACUACACGUACUUUGUGCGCAACACGACGCAGUGGGGGGAUCGCAUGUUGCGUAUGUGUUUGUUCGAGUACAACAUGGCUACAAAGAACUCGACCGAGUUGUGUCUGUCUCCGAUGUUGGCGCAGAAGAUCGCGUACGUGUUGUCCCCCGUGCCAGACGAGGUGCGUGAGAACGACCCGGACGUCUGUGGGUUCUACUUCUACCCAUACGAAGUGCAGCAGCAAUACAAGUCAAAGUUCGGCAACUUCUACGUCAACAACUUCGAGAUCGAGUGGCACGCGCAGUCGUACGCCGCGAACAAGGCGUUCUACCCUGGCCUGGACUACAGCGACGUGGAGAAGUCGACUCGCAAACAGAACCAGUACGAGUUCGUGGGCCCAUUCCCAUUCGCCCGCAUCGUCGACAAGAAAGAUCUCCCUACUGUGAAUGAGGUGUAA